CAUCUUCUUCCUUCACGCUUCAUCUUCUUCCUUCUUCUUCCUUCACUCUUCCACCAUUUACUCAGCUUGUAAAAAAAUGUCUGAGGAAAAUCCAAACAAGAAGAAAAAAAUUAUCCUUCGUCCUGCAACAGAAAUUGCACUUGCAAGAGCGGCAGAGGCAAGACGACAUGAGAGGAGGCGGAAGCGGCGGCUUUGGCGGCGGAGCUUGCGGCAGCAGAGGAAAUGGACGCCGAGGAACCGGCAGCGUCAUCUCAGCCAUCUGGGUUUCAACAAUUUGCUGGUAAGACGAUUCCCGGAUUUCGAGUUGCGCAGUACGAGGAUUCAGGACCGCGUCAUCCGCAUUCACGUGGUGUUUCCGCUUCCGUUAGAAGGACGCGGAUGAACCCGACUGAGCC
Molecule: messenger RNA, 395 nt
Organism: Beta vulgaris subsp. vulgaris (sugar beet)
Lineage: Eukaryota; Viridiplantae; Streptophyta; Magnoliopsida; Caryophyllales; Amaranthaceae
Exons: 2
Coding region: 77-382 (101 amino acids)
Source: RefSeq, a predicted model, not a curated record